This is a messenger RNA of Python bivittatus (Burmese python), 3209 nucleotides long. NCBI's taxonomy places the organism in Eukaryota, Metazoa, Chordata, Lepidosauria, Squamata, Pythonidae. The record is from RefSeq and is a predicted model, not a curated record.
CUUUUUCUUGCAACUAUACUUGAUGAGGGGAAAAUGUGAGAGGCUGUAAUCUUGCACACCCUUGCCUGAAAAUUAGCCAGAUUGAGCAUAUGAACUGAGCCUAUGUCAACCUAUGUAAGACUGCAUUUUAAAUGGACACAUCUAAACAAAUUAACAGCAUUAUAUUAACAUUUUAGAGAAACAUUUUACAGUUUAGAGUAUAAUUGGAAAAGCAUGACAUUCAUUGUGUUAUUUGGUUUUAGGGGAAAAAAGGGUGUAUUGUAUGAGACCUGUUAAUCCAGUAACUGUAGGAGAUGAAAAAAACUGUAUUCAUUAUAUAUGUAUCAUUCCUAGAAGUAACAAACCUGAAAAAAGUUUCCUUUUUUAUGCUUGUUUUUACAGUUCAAAAUAAUGCACAAAGAUUUUUUUUCCAGAAAAGAACGGGUUAACAGAUUUCUACCCCAGCUUACUGGCUUGGCUCAGCUCAGCUUUUUACCACCAAAAGAUUUCUUAUGGACCAUAUCACUUUGAUUUUCUUUUUAAACUUUGAACGUUAACUGAAAAUAGAUGGACUGUCUCUAGCCCUUCCUUGGGCCAAAGCAGGAGGCUUCCUCAGGCUUGGAGCAUUUGGGCCGGUCAGCAGAUCCUUCCUCUGCCCGUCAUCUUUCUGUGAUUCCCAUCACUCCAUAGGCUUCCUUGGCUGUUGAGGGAAAUCUUCUGACCAGGUUGUCAUCGCCCCGCUCCAUAAGGUUGUCUUCUGUUUUUAUAGAGAUGUAAUUGGUAGGAGAACAGAUAAACAUUCUGUUCAUCUACAUGUUACUGCCUACACCUAAAAUAUCUGAAUGGUGCUUCCAGGAUACCUUUGGUGAAGACAGUAAGAGGGAGAUAAAUGGAAUUGAGAGUAGGUCUGUUAGGCAAAUCUUGAACUAUUUUCUGCUUGUCUACUUUGAACUGUUUCAGAGGUUUUGGCACUGGAGAAAGGCUUAUAUUUGGUCAGCUGUUGUUUUAAAGCAUUUUGGUCACUCUUGAAACUUUAGUGAAAGCAUUUGGUCAGUAUUGCUUGUAGGUAACACAAAAUGAAAAGUGAAUUGGGGGGGUAGGAGGAAGAAAACUGUCUUUGCCCUUAUGUUCAAAGUUCUAACAGCCCAUUCUGGAUGAGAAGAGAGGAAGCUCCAUGCAAACACUCUUUAUGGCUGAUAAUCUUGAGAGGGAGAAAAGGCAACCUCUUGGAGAGAGCUUUGGCCCCUCAAGCUAAUAAAAAUUUAAGAGACACAUGAAAGCCAGGUAAGCUUUUCCAGAGGCAGCAUUCUGCAGAUGGCACUGUUUAAAACCAUCUUUUCAGAGGUAAUUGUAGAUCACUUUUAAGUGGAAGACUUGGAAGAGAGCCUAGAAGACUAGGUGGGUAAAUAUGGGAAGAGACCGUCACUUAAUCUUCACUUCUUACCCUCAUUUGGGGGUUUCAAAGAGGAGAUGGUUUCUUUUAAGCCACUUUCUACUUAUUUGCCCAUUGGGGUAUUCUCAGGGUAUGGCCCAAAAAGUCAAGUGUAACUUAAUCUCCACUCAUUUUUUAAGUACUUCAUGUAUAUGCAAAGUAUUUGCUUUAGGUAACUCCUUCACCUUUCUGGUAAAUCAUAUGCUCCUGUAUAGAGCCAAUAAUCGGACCUGAAGAUAGAUUUGGAUUACUACCAUUACCUAAUAGGUUCUGUCCCUUUUUCUUUCAUAAUUUGUGGAAACAUGUCCCCUUAUCAGCAUUUUCAUAAUAAUACUUUUUAUUUAUAAUUCCUUUUCCAGAUAGAUGUUAUACGGCUUCUGAAAAUCAAAGAUAAUCCACCUGCCUGGUUUCAGCAGCUACAAUGAAUCAGGCUGACCAUUAUGGUGAUACAGGAGUCGUCUGUGUCGUUCUCUUCUCUUUCCUGGAAAGCUCCUCUGACAUUGCUUUUGCUUCCAAGCUUUCUACUUUGAAAAACCAGUUGUUAGCACCAAAGCAGUUUUCUAGUGCAUUUGAUGAUGGAGAGCUUCAGACUGAUGGCAAUAGUUUUGGGCACCCAGAGGACAGAUCUCUCGUGGCCAAUGAGGACAUUUUCCGGAAUAUAGGAGCACAGUUGGCUGUACUUGGGGAUAAAAUAGCUGCUGAGAUUGAGCCCUCAUUUGUGAACAGUCUGGCACAACAAUUCAUGAUGGAGAAUGUGUCCAGCCAGGAGGUCACCCAGCAUCUGUCUCAAGCAGUACAGGCAGUCAUGAGAACGAUGCCUCGGGAAAUGGAACAGGAGAAAGCCAUGUUAUUGGCAGCAAUGGUUUUGGCCAAGAAAGUAGCCAAUAUAGUCCCUGCCUUCCUGCAGCAGGUGUUCAACACAACAGUGAACUAUAUCAACCACAACCUCCACGAUUAUGUGAACAAUCUGGCACCUGAGAACUGAACAAAAGGGACAUGACACAACUGCAUGCAAGAACACAUUUUAUGGUUUUUUUAAACAAUGAUUUUUACAGUUUAAAAAGAAAUUGUACCAUUUCGGUAUUUUUAAACAGUUUUUGUACUUUUUAUCAAUAGUAACAUACUUUAUUUAGUUCACUGAGGUAUGAAUUGGAAGUACUCAUUUUCUACUUGAAAUCUUAAGCCAUUUUCUAUGGCCAUUUUAGAAAAAAGCAAAGUGGUUAUUAUUCUCAGGUUUGUGGUGUUGAUGGCCUCCCUCUUUGAAAAGAGGAACAGAAGCUAAUGACAACCUUACAGUAUCGUUGGAUGCUUUGUUCUGCCACUAGCUAUCCAAGUCAGAAUAUUUAAUGGGAUAGACUUGAUUUAUAAUUCUGUAUUUCUCUGAAGAAAUGAAGGGAGUGCAUGCUGUUCUGCUCCAUUUUCUGCCCUUUUAAGUUGCCAUAUAUAAAGUCUUAAAAAAUUAAAAUGUGUGUAUUGUUUUUCAUAUUUAAUAGAUGGUAGGCAUUAAUGAAGGAGCUGGAAACAAUUGGUUCUCUCAACUGAGACUUGUUCUGUCUCAUAUCUACAAAAUUAGUGGAAAUGUUAGGGAAGGAAAUUGCCUAUUUGCAAAUGACCUUGUUGGAAACCAGUACAGUAAAAGUCAAUUAUAACACUUGUAAUUCUCUCGAGUUUGGGGUUUGGCCAUUGCUGGAAUCCAGAUCUUAACAGGAAAAAAAUAAGUGAUAACCAUUGUACAAUUUUUAAUGAUUUGAUGAAGGUCUGAGUAUUGAAGUUGGGAAAUAAAUUGGAAGUCAAAUUA